AUGUCAAAAGACCAAUCCCUCCUCCUCCCAGAUGGCCGCACCCUCAGCUAUACCACAUUCGGCAUCACCCCACAACCGAACCAACCAACAAUCUUCCACUUCCACGGCCUCCCAGGCUCUCACCACGAAGGCCAACCCGUCCACGAAGAAGCCGUUAAACGAAAUUUCGGCGUCGUCGCCAUAACGCGCCCGGGCUAUGGCGGUUCAACCUUCCAGCCCAACCGCACAAUCCUCUCAUUCCCCCAAGAUGUCCUUCACCUAGCAGACCACCUCGGCAUCCAGCGCUUCGCCGUACUGGGAAUCUCUGGCGGCGCUCCAUACGCCCUCGCAUGCCUUCACUCGAUCCCAGCACCGCGGCUCGCCGGUGUAGCAAUCGUCUCCGGAAUGUUUCCAUCGGAGCUGGGUCUGAGCGGCAUGAUGCUCAUGAACCGCCUGCUCUUCAACAUUGCGCCGUGGUCGCCGGGACUCAUCGAGGCCAUUGCCGACUGGGAAGUUGGGAAUCUCGCUCGGGACUCUGAGCACCCGGAAAGACUCGCCCAAGCGACGGCUGAUGCCUUCAAGAAUCGUCCGGUUGAGGAUCGGGAAGCGCUGUAUGCUGAUGACGGCAAGAUCUUGCAGGUUUUGGAGCAGAGCACGCGCGAGGCAUUUCGUGAGAGUAGUCGUGGAUUUGCAUGGGAAGCGAAACUAUUCGGGAGUCCUUGGGGUUUUGAGUUGAAGGAUUUGGUUGUACAGGAAGGGAAGCUGGUUUUCUGGCAUGCGGCCAAGGAUGUCAACGUCCCACUACGGAUGGCCGAGGAGGCGGCGGGGAUUAUUGAAGGUGCCGAACUCAGGAUUGUUCGAGAAGAGGCGCACAUCAGCUUGAUCUCACGUCGGAUUGGGGAGGUAGUCGACACUCUUGUAGGUAUGUCGGAGGCAUAG
Molecule: messenger RNA, 918 nt
Organism: Colletotrichum fioriniae
Lineage: Eukaryota; Fungi; Ascomycota; Sordariomycetes; Glomerellales; Glomerellaceae
Source: RefSeq, a predicted model, not a curated record